This is a messenger RNA of Clupea harengus (Atlantic herring), 1614 nucleotides long. RefSeq names its product carbonic anhydrase IV a (gene ca4a). Gene Ontology annotation, molecular function: zinc ion binding; carbonate dehydratase activity. NCBI's taxonomy places the organism in Eukaryota, Metazoa, Chordata, Actinopteri, Clupeiformes, Clupeidae. The coding region runs from base 148 to 1071 and encodes 307 amino acids. The transcript is spliced from 8 exons. Gene Ontology annotation, cellular component: plasma membrane. The record is from RefSeq and is a predicted model, not a curated record.
UGAGGUGCGUUCGAAGGGGAGGGGCCACACUUCUUUCCUGUCGUGCCUCUUGGUGAUAGAUGAGUAUUAGACCCCCCUGAAAAAGUGAUCACAUUCAAUACACAACCCAUACCGCUGCCUCGUAUAUGGUGAAGAAGAGUAUUCAAGAUGCAGUUCCUAAUUUCGUCUUUUUUCAUGGCAUGCUUGUUAAAAAUGAGCUAUGGCGCAGAUUGGUGCUACCAAAGUCAAGUGACCUGUGAGACACAUUGUAAGGGACCAGCGCUGUGGCCUGAAGCGAAUGGAGGUUGUGGGGGCAGGAGCCAGUCUCCCAUUAACAUUGUGACCAAGAGGGCCCUGCCAGAUGAGCGGCUCACGCCCUUCAGGUUCACAGGCUAUGAGCACGCCUUCAAAGCCACCCUCAACAACAAUGGCCACUCCGUUAAAGUGGAUAUCAAGCACGAAGCAACUGUCCGUGGAGGAGACUUGGACGGGGUCUACAAGGCUGUCCAGUUCCAUCUGCACUGGGGCAAAGACGGAGGGCCGGGGUCAGAACACACGGUGGACGGAGAGCAGUACCCCAUGGAGUUGCAUAUUGUGCACAUGAAGGACAAAUACAGUUCUCUCACUGAUGCCCUCAAAGACCCCACUGGGGUUGCAGUUCUUGGAUUCUUCUACGAGCCAUCAACAGCUGUCAAUAAAAAUUAUGAUACCUUCAUAUCAGCUCUGGGAAACGUCAUAAACCACAGUGACACAAAGGACAUCACACAUCCCAUAUCCCUUCACCAGCUCAUUCUGACGGAGAGAAACAUGACCAACUACUACCGCUACCAGGGCUCCCUCACCACCCCGGGCUGCACGGAGGCUGUGGUCUGGACGGUGUUUCAGCAUGCCAUUCCCCUCCACCAGACCCAGCUCAGAACGUUCUCCAGCCUUAAGUUCGUCGAUGGGAAAAGUAUGGUCGAUACGUUCCGACCAGUGCAGCCCCUCAACGGCAGGCAGGUGUACCGGUCGGGCAGUGCCACGGUUCUCUCCUGCGCCGCCCUCCUCGUGACCUCUGUGGCCAUGGCCUUUAGCCUGUCUCACCCCAACUAAAGGGAGAGGCUCCGCCGGGGCUCACCGCAUCCAUGCAUGAACACAAUGAGUUCUUACCGAGUCCACCAAUCAAGUAACCAAAAACAAGAGAAGCAAUCAAAUAAAACGCCACCCCUCUGAAUACCGGCACACUUUCACGUUCCCAAGUGAUUCGUGAGCCAUAGACCCUUGCAGAUUAAUAACACGUCGAUUAGAUGAAGCAAAAUGGCUGUUAGAUAAACCCCCUCAACACUGCUCAGGUGGGUGUGUGUAGCAGAAGCUACCGCUCCUGUCAGACCUGUGGGCAUUGCAUGGCUUGAAUGGAAAGAGUGAAAAGCUCAUCGCUAUCAAUAGGAGCACUCUUGAACCCUUUCCAGUUCUGGCUGCAGGCAUUUUGGAAAGGAGGAAGAGAAUGCAUGACCUCGCUCAUACACUGCCAAGUAUGCACACACACACAAAUACAGGCACAAACUUAGACUCACACACACUCACAAGGAGAGAGAAACAGACAGAGAGAGAGAGAAACAGACAGAGAGAGAGAGAGAGAGAGAGGGGGAGAGAAAG